Molecule: messenger RNA, 3663 nt
Organism: Pestalotiopsis fici W106-1
Lineage: Eukaryota; Fungi; Ascomycota; Sordariomycetes; Amphisphaeriales; Sporocadaceae
Exons: 2
Coding region: 1-3663 (1220 amino acids)
Biological process (GO): regulatory ncRNA-mediated heterochromatin formation
Cellular component (GO): nuclear RNA-directed RNA polymerase complex
Molecular function (GO): helicase activity
Source: RefSeq, a predicted model, not a curated record
AUGGACUCCCAGGACCUGCAUGACACGGUGGCCGACCAUGUCAACUUCGUCCCUCUUCGGGACAACGGUUGGCAGGGACUCCCAGACCUGCCAACCGCGGGAGAGUUGAACCCCCCCUGGAGUUCGGGAGACAUCUCCCAAACCGUCAUGGGAGUGUUGGGACGAAACGAUAUCACGAGGGCAUACGGGUCCAAGGAUCACUACCUUGAGACCCACUAUCGUCUCAACAGAGAGGAAGGCGUGGCAUUCCUCCGAUCCGGAGUCAGAGAGUUCAAGGAACAACCUUGGAUGGGAGACACUGAGACCACCAUGGUCUACACCAAGGUAGCUGUCAAGGGCUACCUGAUGUCAGCCCUUGGGCCUGUCUGUCGCUUGCAGUUCUCGACGGAGCGAGCUGGCAAACGCAUCCAAUGGUCCGUCAGCUCAAGGCUGACACCCGGUACUGUCGUCGCGAUCUCAACAGCGACCGACAGCUUUCGAAGCCUGUGCUCGACUGCCGUCGUAAUGGGACGUAACAUCGAGGACUUGGCCAAAAGUCCCCCCACAAUUGACAUUAAGUGGGCGGAGACGGAACAGAUGGUCUUCGACCCCACAGAGGAGCUCGUCAUGAUCGAGGCCCGAAGCGGCUUCUAUGAGGCGGUUCGGCAUACCCUCGUCGGACUGCAACAUGUUGCCAGGUCAAACAGCCCACUCCUCAAAUAUCUCGUCGAGGGGAGCAUGCAGGAUAAUUCCCCUCAAUUCAUCAAAAACAAUGGCCGAAUGGAUCUCACGUCGAUCUUGCACCACAUACCAGACCACGGCGACCAGCGGCAAGAGAUUUUAAACAAGUACAGCAAUUUCGACGUCCGCGGUGGAAUGCCAAACGAGAUUCGAAAAUACACGAAUCUGGACGGCUCUCAGUUCCGAGCGGUCCAUCGACUGUUGACAAAGGAGCUCGCCAUUUGCCAGGGUCCACCUGGAACAGGCAAAACAUACACGUCUGUCCAGGCUCUUCAGUGCAUGGUCAACAAUCUCACCGCUGGUAUGAGAAAGAAUCCAGAGGACGUCAUUGUGGUAGCCGCUGAGACGAAUCAUGCUGUUGAUCAGAUCUUGACCCACUUGAUCAAGGCUGGAGUUAGCGUGGUUCGGCUUGGAAGCCGAACUCGAGAUGAGGAUAUCAAGGGGUUCAGUCUCUUCAAUCUCCGCCGGAACGUCAAGUCUGUCCAGAGUCGUGACUACAAUAAUGUGAACGCAGCUCGACAAAGGAUUAUCCGCGACAUUGAACUGGCGGUUGCAGAGAUUUUCUCAAAGGAGCUCCUGGACCCAUCUGUCUUGCACGAGUACGGAAUCAUCACCAAGGACCAGUUCGACUCCGUCUCUGGUGAGUCUUGGGGUUGGAUUCCCGCGCCAGGAAGACCAAACGGUAUCAUGGCUGAGUGGUUGGAUAACGCCGCUCGAGACGUCCAGAUACACAUUAAGCAGUCAGUCUUUGAUGUGGAUGAGCCGCUGGAUGAGCGUCACGACGGAGUAGACACGGCAGAGUGGGAGCUUGAUGUCGACGACCCAACCAACGAUUCCAGUCCAGACUCCUUUCGCUUGCAAGGUCGAUUCGUUGAGAUCAAACGCAAGUGGGGUGGAGAGAACCCGGAGAGUCUUGCCGGCAAUACACCUAUGUUGCUUCGUCACCUCGCAAAGAACGAUCUAUGGGACAUACCCGAGAAGUGGCGCGGUCCAAUCUACGAGUACUGGCACAAGAAGUUGUUGGAUAUUCGAUCCGACGCUUUGCUCCGACUUUUUGCCAACUAUACUCGCAUCUGUAACAAUCUGAAGAUCAGCGGCUGGAAGAGGGAUGUUGAGUGUAUCAAGACGAAGGGCAUUCAUGUCAUUGGCUGUACCACAACUGGUCUCUCCAAGUACCGUGGGCUUCUCGCAGCUCUGGAACCCAAGACCCUGCUUGUCGAGGAGGCUGCUCAAAGUCGCGAAGCUCACAUCGCCGCUGCACUACUGCCCAGUCUCCAGCAGCUCAUUCUCGUUGGGGACCACCAGCAGUUGGUCCCACACUGUGACGUUCCCGGUCUAGCAGACGGAUUUCACAACCUCACUGUGUCCAUGUUCGAGCGUCUGGUAGAAUAUUUGCACUUACCAUACACCAUCCUGAAUCAACAACGCCGCAUGAUUCCCGAGAUCAGAUCUGUUCUGAACCCUUUUUACCCUGGACUCGGUGACCACCCUGUGGUUAUGGACAAGACACUGCGCCCUGAUGUUCCCGGAAUGCCCGUCAACUUGUACCUCUUCAAUCACGACUGGGUUGAGAGUAUUGACUUGGAAUCCUUCAGCAAGCUCAAUACAGAAGAAGCAAUGAUGGUUGUCCGAUUUGCCAUCUACCUCUUGCAGAACCAAGUUCGGCCCGAACAAAUCACCAUUCUGACAUUUUAUCGUGGGCAGGUCAAGAAGAUAAGGAAGCUCCUUCGACAAUACAUGUUGCCUUUGUUUGGCCCCGAGGUUCAUCGCGGUGUCCGUCUAAGUACGGUUGACUCAUACCAAGGCGAAGAGAACGACAUUAUACUGCUUUCACUCGUGCGCAGUAAUUUCCGAAAGAAUCACGCGGUCGCUGGAUUUGUUGGUGACAUGAAUCGAAGCGUUGUGUCCAUCAGCCGUGCCAAGCGUGGUUUCUACAUUUUCGGCAAUAUUGACAAUCUCGCAUCUGCAACCGAGACCUCGCGUUUCAUGUGGGGCAAUGUGCAGAGAGUGUUUGAAGGUCUUGGUCGAUACAGCCCAGCCGCGUCAAGUCUCCCACUGCGAUGUCAGAACCACGGUAACAUUACCUACGCUGCAAAUGCCGAAGAUCUCCAGACUCGACACGGCGGCUGCUUCGAGAAGUGCACCGGCAAUUUCCAGCCUUGUGGCCAUCAGUGCGAACGACUUUGCCAUCCCAUGUCACAUGACAAGCUCAUUUGUCAACACGCCUGUGAGCGAAAGCUUCAAUGCGGUCACAGUUGCAGAAAUAUCUGUGGUGAUGACUGCCACUGUGAGCAGAAUUGUGCGCAAUUCAAGCGAUUGAAGUCUUUGCCGACGUCCUCAGACCAAGCAAACUCUGUUAGUCGUUUUCAAGUGGCCAAUUCAGCAGAAGACACUGCCGUCAAUAGAUGGACAAACUGGCAACCAUCCAGCGACAGAGUUCUCGAACGUCCUGCUCCAUCAAUGACACAGACAGUCGAGACUAAUACGGGCUUCCACGACACCUUCCGCCCCGUCCGCAUCGGGCAGGAUGGUCAGAGACUGACAGGCCGACCUAUUAUCGUCGUCCAGCAGCAAGCCCGAUCGCAAGUACAAGUCCUCGACAAGGAGCAGCAGCAGCAGAACGGGAUUAGCAGUAAUGAGAGUGGCAGCACAUCGUCGAGUACUACCCAAAGCGCAACCCGCUUGCAGGCUCCCAGUUCCUUGCCCCAACAGCAGGCCUAUUUGUCCGGUGAACAUGAUGAUUCGAGCAACCAUGGGCUUUCAGAUGCUUUUUUCCAAAAGGUCACCAUCAGAGUCAAGCGAGACCGUGUUCCUAAUGAGUGGGAAGUCUCGAGUGAAGAUGAUGAGGAAGAUGGAGACCAAUAUACACAAUUGCGGUCGCACAAUGAAGACGUUGAGGAUCAGGAUAACGAUGAUUGCGAGAGUGACUUGAUCACUUUCUGA